Messenger RNA from Mollisia scopiformis, 1551 nucleotides. RefSeq lists its product as uncharacterized. The transcript has a single exon. Lineage: Eukaryota; Fungi; Ascomycota; Leotiomycetes; Helotiales; Mollisiaceae. The annotation marks the transcript as partial. The record is from RefSeq and is a predicted model, not a curated record.
UCUUCUACUUCGGAAUAUCUCCAGAAAGCAUACAAAGAAGCUCGACACUUUGCAGGAGGAUUGAUCGCACACCCAUAUGAAAGCACGAAGCAUUAUACCAUACUGCGGCACUCUCAUGGCUUGGUAUUCUAUCAAGGAACAAGCACGACUCUUGCAAUCUCGAUCUUUGCAGAUGCACCACUACCUGCAGAACGCACAUUAUGGCUACAAAGCAAAGGCUGGACUGGAAAGAUGGGCAUGAGGGCGAAGGCUUUUAUGGGCGCGAACGGCAAUUGGUUCAAUGUCACCCCGUCGAUGUGUGUAACAGCAGAGCAAUUGAAGCCUACAGACGAACGAGCAUGGCAGAGAGAUAUCGCACAUUUUUGCAAGAAGGCAAAGGUCCAUUCUCAAAAGAACCAUAUCUUACGAGAAACUGCUGUGGUUAGACUACCUGCCGAGGCUGGAGAUGGAUAUUUUCAGUUAGUCCUUUGCUUGGGAGAGAAGGAGAAAGUGCUUUGCCAAAGCCCCGUCUUUCGACUUCUUUCGACGUCUACUAGUCCAAGUUCCUUGAGAGGAGCAAGUCUCAGCACAUUGCCCCUUGAGCUUGGAGCCAUGGCUCUGAGCACAUACACUCGGCAUACUGUGGGAACUGUGGUUUCUCCAGUCACCUCAGUUGUGCAGAAUCAAGUGCAGCAAUACAUGCCUUCGUGGUGGGUAAGACAAGCUGCUACGGCUUCAUACGACGUCAGCGGAGCCGCUGAUAAGGUUAACGCCACGAUCGACAACGCAAAUGGUCGAUAUGAUCAAGUUCGAGACGACUCCUUCACGACAAUUGGCCAGGUCGAGAUCCCAGUCGAUAAUGGUCCACAAGUACCUUAUCCUAUUCAUUUCGUCGCUCGUUGUGAGCCUUGUCUUGACCAUAUCGAACAAUUCAGUAUGCCUACCAUAGCACUGACAGGAUUGCCUUUCGAUGUUUCUAACCAGCUUUUCGGUUAUUAUUUUGGCUGGGCUCGCUUUGUUCAAAGGACAAGGAAUCCCAUCACUCCCACCGACAGUGAGGACUCCUGGCAUAAGGCAAUUGUGUCGGCUAUUCCAAUAGAUGCUUCACAGUUAUCUCGCGCCAGUGUGACCGAAGCCAGCAAGAAGAACAUUAAGAUACGCUUGAUCCGGGACUCCGAGGAUGUAUUGCAAGAUCAAGCUUGUCUGGAAGUUCGAAUAAUGGGUUUUAUUCGUCCCGAUGAACCUUCCCAACGAGCAGCUCUCUUGAAAGGCCUGCAAGCGGGAGACGAAGCCGCAAUGGAAGCAGCAAUGCUUGUAGAAGUCAACGAUAUCUCCAUGGCACAGUCUAUUCUUGGCCAACUAAUUUGGAGCCCUGAAGCUGCUUCUACACUGCAAGCGCGUUCAGAAAAGCCUAAAGGUAUGGAGAGAGUGAUGUCUGGAUACGCGGAUUCUAGAACGGCAGCUCAGAGACAAAUUGACAAAGUACCGCUACACAAGAUGGGGAUAAGGAUGCCAUUCGAUCCGAUGAAGGAGAAGACGAUGAUUGCGAAUGGGUUUUAUGUCCAACGAUGA